AUGAGUACGGCAAUAGGCAGGCCCAUCGGGCUCGAACGGCGGCCCCUGGUCGUCGAUUGUAAGGCAACCCCGGCAAAGACGACCCGCGGGACCCAGAAGACGGUAUCGGGGAAGUCAACGGUGUCGGGGAGGUCUACUAUCAGCGGCAAAACCAUUAGCGGCGGCGGCACCAAGACCGUGGGCGGGGGCACCACGCGCGUCAAGGUCGCGCCACAGGCUCAGCCGCAAAAGCAGCAGGGCCGCGGCAGUCGCUUCUACUUCAACAUUACAGGCGAGCGUCAAUCUUUGAAUGCACCGGGAAAGCUGGGGUUAUUGACAGCGCAGCGGGGGCCUGUGGGCAACGAUG
Monoraphidium neglectum is the source of this 346-nucleotide messenger RNA. RefSeq lists its product as hypothetical. The transcript has a single exon. NCBI's taxonomy places the organism in Eukaryota, Viridiplantae, Chlorophyta, Chlorophyceae, Sphaeropleales, Selenastraceae. The annotation marks the transcript as partial. The record is from RefSeq and is a predicted model, not a curated record.